This is a messenger RNA of Nicotiana attenuata, 1562 nucleotides long. RefSeq names its product probable sodium/metabolite cotransporter BASS1, chloroplastic. Gene Ontology annotation, cellular component: membrane. The coding region runs from base 197 to 1420 and encodes 407 amino acids. The transcript is spliced from 7 exons. Lineage: Eukaryota; Viridiplantae; Streptophyta; Magnoliopsida; Solanales; Solanaceae. The record is from RefSeq and is a predicted model, not a curated record.
UUUAUGGACCCACCUGAUUCACUAAGCUACUUGAUAUUAGUAAUCCCCAUGAAUUCACCAUCAUUACUUUUUUCUGUCUAAAUCAACUACCAAAAACUCCAAAACAAAAAUCCACAUAUCACCAUGGUGAUGCACUGAAAAGUCUUCAUGUGAAGCCUUACAAAAAGUCUUGGAUUUUUGCUCCUUGAAUUCAAGAAUGGCGUUAUCACUUUGCUUCUCUCCACCAUUUUCAUACACAAACGACAGGCCAAGGAUACCCUUCAAGAAAUACAUAAUUUCAACAAGGCCAAAAAUGUCAAGGCAGAGACAGACUGUCAAUUGUGUUAAAGAAAAUUCUCAGAAUCUUCCUGCGGCAGUGGAUCAAGUAAAACCAAGAUGGGAAGAAUGGCUGUCAACUGCAGCUAGCCUUUACCCUGUUUAUGUAACUGUUGGUGGAAUUGUUGCCUGCUUGAGGCCAUCUACUUUUUCAUGGUUUGUAAAUGCAGGUCCUACUUCUUAUAGCUUAGCUCUUGGGUUUAUAAUGCUGUCUAUGGGUCUCACUUUGGAGCUCAAGGACUUAUUCAACUUGUUCUUGCAAAGGCCUCUUUCUAUUCUUUUUGGUUGUGCUGCUCAAUAUACAAUUAUGCCAGCCUUCGGAGUGCUAGUUAGCAAAUCUUUGGGUCUCCCUCCUUCAAUUUCCGUUGGUCUAAUAUUGCUUGCUUGCUGCCCUGGGGGUACUGCGUCCAAUGUGGUAACCUUAAUUGCGCAAGGAGAUGUACCAUUAUCAGUAGUGAUGACAUUAUGUACGACACUUGGAGCAGUUGUUCUCACUCCCUUCUUGACAAUGAUUCUGGCUGGCACAUAUGUUCCUGUCGAUGCUAUUAAGCUUUCCAUCAGCACACUACAGGUGGUGGUUGCUCCAAUUCUCCUAGGUUCUUAUCUGCAGAGCAAAUUUCCAAGAGCCGUGAAAAUGGUUACGCCAUUUGCUCCCCUUCUAGCAGUCUUAACUUCAUCACUUCUUGCUUGCAGUGUAUUCUCAGAAAAUGUUGUUCGUCUGGGAUCUUCAAUGGUUGGCAUGUCAGUCUCUUCUGAUUUAUCUCUAUUUCAUCGGGCUCAAGCAAUCCUUACGAGUGAAUAUGGGGCUAUAGUGAUCUCUGUACUUUUGCUUCAUUCUGCUGGAUUCCUCGUAGGGUACCUGGCUGCAGCCUUUGGUGGUUUCGGUGAACCUCAGAGACGUGCUAUAUCCAUUGAGGUUGGCAUGCAGAAUUCCUCCUUGGGAGUGGUUCUAGCGACCGCGCAUUUUGCAUCCCCGUUGGUUGCAUUACCUCCUGCAAUGUCAGCAGUUAUUAUGAACAUAAUGGGCAGUACAUUAGGUUUCUUUUGGAGAUAUAUUGACCCUUCUGAUUCAAAGACUAGUCUGGAAGCCACUGAUAAAUCAUAGUUGGCUGAUAAAAUUCAUGUUCAAACAUGGGGUAACCAGUUUUCCUUGCUGCUACAGUUGUUGUGAACUUGGUAACUCCUCUCUGUUUAUACUCUGGCCCAAAUGAGUUCAAUACAAAUUCGUGUUGGAUUUAGCUCAUCUA